This is a messenger RNA of Danaus chrysippus (African queen), 2367 nucleotides long. NCBI's taxonomy places the organism in Eukaryota, Metazoa, Arthropoda, Insecta, Lepidoptera, Nymphalidae. The record is from the annotation of a GenBank genome assembly.
AUGUCCAUGUUUCGUAAACCGAAGAAGAUCCAGCGACGAGUUUUUUGUGCGGACGAUGAAGAAGACGGCGAGCCGGAGGCACCGGUGCCGCCGCCGCCGCCGAUUAUUAGUAAUUCGAAGAAGGAAAACAAACAAGUUAAAGUAACAACGCUAUUGAGUUUCGCCGAUGAAGAGGAAGAAGGUGAGGUGUUCAAGGUGAAGAAGUCAUCACAGAGCAAAAGAUUAAGUAAACGGAGACAGAAGGAGAAACAACGGACAGAUGGUGAUAAUAAUAAAUAUGACAAUAACAUGGCCGAGCAGAAACCGUCAGAGGAGAUAGAAGAACCGAGGAAGAAGGUUUCCCUCGAGGGUCUUAUCUUAUCCGGGCGGGAGGCUCUGUCUGCGGAGGGGGCCGGGGACAUGUCUGAAGACAGUGAGGAAGAUAACAGGGGGUUCCACACGUACCGAGCCGAGAGCGUGCGGGCCGCGCUAGCAGGCGCGGGGGGAAUCCCCGACGCCGCGCUCAUACACGCCGCGCGCAAGACCCGACAGCAGGCUCGAGAGUUGGGUGACUUUAUUCCUAUCAAGAGUGACGGUGGCUCACGGAUGAUGAGAGAUGAUGACGCUGAUGAUGAUGAUGAUGAUGAGGCGGACGAGGGACGGAUACAAGUUAGGGGGUUGGAGCUGCCGAGUGAUAGACCUGAACGUGGUACCGCAGCCGCUGCGUCUGAUGAUGAAGCUCAGAGUGAAGGAGAGGAGUGGGAGGAGCAGCAGAUCAAGAAAGCUGUGCCUUCUAUAGCUGAUAUCACAGGUGACUGUAUCCCCCUGAACCCGUUCGCGGUCCCCCCUCCCCCGGACACCCCGCGCCACCUCCGCUCGCUCGCGCGCCCCGGACAAGCGCCGCCCGCCACCGCGCAACAACUAGUACACGCGCUAAGAGACAGACUGUCCGAGCUUCACGAUAGUCGUAGGAGUACAUCGGAUCGUAUGUGUCAGUUACAAGAGCGCGCGUGUACGGCGGCCGCCAAGCGCGACAGGUGUAAGGGACUGUGUUCUGAACUAGACCGACGAUACAAGCGGGCGCAGGCGGCGCGGGGGUACAUCACAGACCUCGUGGAAUGCCUGGACGAAAAGAUACCUCAACUGCAAGCGUUGGAGGCCCGAGCCCUGGCGCUCCAUCGUAAGAGACGCGACCUGCUGGUGGAGAGGCGGAGGGCCGACGUGCGGGACCAGGCGCAGGACGUGCUCGCACUCGCCGCUCGCGCGGGUUCAUCUAAGCCGGUGGACAGUGAGGAAAAGCGUCAGCGGACCGCGGAGCGCGAGGGACGGCGGCGGGCUCGGCGGCUGAGGAGACAGGCGGCCGGCAACAACACGCACAGGGACGGGGACUCGAGCGACGACGACCUGCCGCCCGGCCUGCACCACCACUGUGUACAGGAGGCUGAGGCGAUCCGUUCUCUAUCGAGUCAGUUGUUCGCGGAUGCUCUACCAGCGUACCGCAGCGUGCACGGCGUGUGUGGUCGUAUGGCGAGACUCAGGCGCACCCGCGGCCUGUACACGGACGCGUACGUCGCGCAGUGUCUACCGAAGUUACUGGCGCCCUAUGUUAGACAUCAGCUGAUCCUCUGGAACCCUCUCGCUGAUGAAGACAACGAGGACUACGAGAAGAUGGACUGGUACAAAUGUCUCAUGAUGUACGGGUGUAAGUCGUCGCGUGUGUCGAGCGAUUCGGAGCAGUCCUCAUCAGACGAGGAGGUCGUGAGCGAGGACUCGGUCAGGGACGACCCCGACCUGCUGCUGGUGCCCACACUCAUAGACAAGGUCGUGCUGCCCAAGAUCACUGAACUAGUAGAGCACGCGUGGGACCCGAUGUCUGUCCGCGCGUGUGUCCGCCUGCGUCAGUUGUUGGAGCGAGCCGGCCGCCUGCCCGUGAGGAGCGCGCUGCCUCGCCUCGCGACCACCGCCCGCGCUGUACUCACAGCAUCACUCAACGCUGAUGUCUUCCUACCCACAUUACCGCCACAUAUCGUGGAGGGCCCCGGGUCGUCGUUCUGGCGUCGUUGCCUGGGAGCCGGUGUCCGUCUGCUGCGCGCUGUCUUGUGUCUGUGCGCUCCUCCGCCGGCACUCGCCGCUCAUUCAGUAGCACUAGCAGUCAUAGAGAGUCUGUGUUGUGCGGCGGGCGCGGCCCCCGGUCCUUCAAUGGCGGCGGCCGCCAGUGCUCUAGCAGAGACCCUGCCUCGCUCGGGACCGGUCCGCGCGCCCGCACUCACCCGCCUCGCGACGCUCGCCACACUAGCACUGUCAAGGCUACACAGCGACAACCCCAUGCAUUUGAAAGCGUUAGAACAAGCGAGGAGUGUGAUAGCGGAGGCGCGCUCUAUUGAAUGA